This is a messenger RNA of Cyprinodon tularosa, 726 nucleotides long. Its product is annotated as coiled-coil domain-containing protein 170-like. Lineage: Eukaryota; Metazoa; Chordata; Actinopteri; Cyprinodontiformes; Cyprinodontidae. The record is from RefSeq and is a predicted model, not a curated record. Bases 1 to 489 code for a protein of 162 amino acids. The transcript has 4 exons.
AUGCGCUUAUUUACGGAGAGAUUGAGGAUGAUGAUUGCUGUUUUGGAGGAAACUGUAACAUCAUGUGAGCUGGAAAGUAAAGCCAGAAGAGAGGCGGCAGUGAGGCUCAUGGGAGAGCUGGGUCAGGAGAAGAAAACAGCCAGCAGUGCCAAAGCACUUUAUGCAAUAAAAGAGUUAGAAGGCUUGGCGUUGGGAAGGUGGGGCAUUGAGACAGAGAAACAGGCCCUAAGUCAUUGCCUUGAAGCCAGAAGGAGAAUGAUAGAGGCAGCCAGGCAGGAGUCCCGCUGUAUGGAGAAACAAGCUAAGGAGCUUCAGGCGAAGGCUGAUCAGGGAAAAGUUCAGCUUUUCCUGGAAAAGGUGGCUGGUCUACCGCAGGAGAAGACAUCACAUGUUAUCCUCCUCACACAAGAAGAUGUUUUCACAGUCAAGGCAACCUCAGUAACAAGCUUGUGGAUUUCCGGUCAAAGUUUUCUCAAGUGUCGGGCCUGAUCGCCACAACUUUACCUUUCAAACGAGGAAAUCAUCAAACUACUGGAGGAACUUCUUCACCAUCUUCACCACCAUCAUGUCUGCCAUCACCAUGAUGCUUUACGCUGGCACUGCUUUACUCACCCAGAGCUUCCAGAAAGUUUUCCCACCCAGGAAUGGUUCUGUCUCAAGCUCUUCUGCUGCUGUAUGAAACCAUUCCUCUCUUAACACAAAAUGCAAUCUAUAAAACCUACAAAU